AUGGAUCAGUCCAUUGACUGGGUGCUGAAUGCACUGCUUCCGACGCCCGCCCACGUCGGCGAGAUGGUCCUUUCUGGUCUUGGCACUGUCAUCACGCAGCCCAUGCUGGUCACCAAGACGCUCGUCAUGCAUCGCUACGAGCCCGUUGCCCCCGUCGCAGCGAGCGAUCUGCUUGGCCGCCCCGUUCUCAAGCUGCCCAACGGCUUCACCUAUGCGCGAUGGAUUUGGAAGACACACGGCGUGAAAACCUUGUUCACCGGUCUCGGAGCGACGUUUACGUCCAACUUGGCGGGAGAAGUCGCCGGACGCAUGCUUGGUAAAGUGCUCGCGCCGUUCUUGGAGGUCAAGCCAUUCCGCUCGACCGUGUCGCCUCUGGUGGCGGAUGACUACCUGAAGCGUGUUCGCGCUGGCGAGCUCGAGCCCGUCUUCUCACCGCUGCCCACCACCUUCGGCGAGCAUCUCGUUCGCUUUGGCAAGGCUUGGACGAUGCGCAUGGCUACCAUGAUGCUGCGUGUGGCGAUCAGCUAUCCGGCUGCCGUCGUGCGCGCCCGUAUGAUUGCCCAGAUUGCUGGCGGCGAGACCAUCUACACUGGCACCGUGCAGUCGCUCGUGCACAUUGCUCGCCGCGAGGGAUUCUGUGGCCUGUUUGCUGGCUUGCAGCCAUCGCUGCUGUCGAACGCGUAUCUGGUCACGGCGGGUCUGAUUGUUCCGUACGUCUUGGAGUGCAUCGCCGAACGUCGUGACAUUGCCGCACGUCAGCAGCGUCGUGACCAAGCGCGUCAUCAUCACGGCGGCGACGGCGACGAGGACGAAGAGGUCGAAUUGAACGAGCACGAUGGUGACCUGGACGAAGACGACGACCACCUUUCUCAGGAAGAGCUCCAGGAAUUGCACUUCCAGUUCCUGGCCGGCGAGCAAACCCGUCGUUUGUACUUUGUGGCCAUCGAGUACCUCACACAGCCACUCGGCUUUGCGCUCAGCCUUGUUUCCAGCACAAUGAAGCUUGCAGGCAGCGAGCUCGCCCUCGCGCCCAAGCCUCGUCCUGCCACAUGGCAAGAGUGCUGGCGCAGCUUGAGCGCCGAAGGCUGGACUGCUGCUGGUCUUUUGCGCGGCAACAACUUGGUAUGGCGCACCAUUCCUGUGGCUCCAAGCACAGCCACCUUCUGA
This is a messenger RNA of Capsaspora owczarzaki ATCC 30864, 1167 nucleotides long. RefSeq lists its product as hypothetical. The transcript is spliced from 2 exons. NCBI's taxonomy places the organism in Eukaryota, Filasterea, Ministeriida, Capsasporidae. The coding region runs from base 1 to 1167 and encodes 388 amino acids. The record is from RefSeq and is a predicted model, not a curated record.